AAAAAAAAAAAAGCCGGUAAACACUGCAACAAAUCUGAGAGCAAAGACCAAGGGGGACGCCAGAGAACCUCACAUGACCUUGCCAACUUCAAUCAUGGCUGCUCAUCAGUGGUGGUUAGGUGGGCAGGCGAUACGAUGGAGCACACGGCUGGAAGGCUUUAUUGACAGGAUUGUCUGUGACUGCUGAGAAUGGGACAGAGAAUGACCAAUUCUGAUUAAGGAAGACGAAAGACAUCCUGGAGAGGGAGCGCUGCUCAGUACUGCUGCGCACUGCACUGCCUCUGCACCCCUGCGUGCCUGUGUCUGUGUGACUUAGUGUGUGUAUGUGUGUGUGUGUGUGUGAGAAAGUGAGAGCGAGAGAGAGAGAGCGAAAGGGGGCGUGUUGGUGUGUGUGUGUGCUCUGCUGCACAGCCACGGUAGUGUGAGCUGAGUAAUGCUCGCUGGCUGUCUCCCUCUCCCUUUGCUGCUUGGCUGUGCCUCUUUCUGCCGAGCACUGAUGAACCAUUUUAUGCUACCGAGCUGCCAUAGCCAUCAUCCCGGGUUCAGCUGCUUUUCUGUCCUUUCAACACAGUAGGAAACACCUGCCACUGCAUCGGUCCUUUUACAGCCGCUGCUAAGCUGAGAAAUGAAGUGUUACACCACCAGCUCCCAGGUGUGCAGCGUUUGGACAGCUUUCGUCUUCUGAAGGACAACAGUAGAUCUCUGAGACUCAACCCUGAGACCCUGAGCCACCAAAGACAAAAGCAGAAGUUACUGGAGACUGAGAUCAGCACCAGAAGAAAGGAGUGUGAAGCACUUGAAGCAGAGGUGAAGAAAAAGAACCAAACAUGUCAGACUUUGGAGAAUGAGCUUGAAGAUUUCCUCCAGGAGAACAAACAUUUGAACCUCCAGUUCUUCAACAAUAGCCACAAGACAUCUGAGUAUGAAAAGGUGAAGUUUGAGUAUGCCCAGCUCAAAGAGACCCUUGGUGCUGUGACGCAGGAGAGAGAUUUAGCCCUGUGGGAGAGGAACCAGCUCCAAGGCAAACUGGAGAACCUAGAGCAGGUGCUCAAGCAUAUGCGCGAGGCUGCAGAGCGGAGGCAGCAGCUAGAGUUGGAGCAUGAGCAGGCCUUGGCUGUACUCAAUGCCAAGCAGCAGGAGAUUGAAGUUCUUCAGAAGGCUCAGGUUGAGGCAAAAAAGGAACAUGAAGGCGCAGUCCAUCUGUUAGAGAACCACUUGGACAGCAUGCAGGCCAAGGUCCGCGAGCUGGAGGAAAAAUGUCGGUCUCAGAGUGAGCAGUUCAACCUCCUGUCAAAAGAGCUGGAGAAGUUCCGGCUCCAGGCCGGGAAGUUUGAUAUCCUCGGCACUGAACCCCUAACUCUAUGUGAAUCUCCUGGGUCGCCCAACAAAUCCCUCUCACAGCUCCUUAAUGGACUGGCUGCCCCCAUAGGAAAAGGCAAUGAGGCUCCAACAAGCAGAUCUUUGAUAUCGGAGUUCAUUCGACCACUCCAGAUCAGUGGAGACAAGCCUGAGCUCCUCUCUGUCAAGCCAACAUUCCUCACUCGCGGCCGAGUCAGCAGCCCAGCACGGGCUUCCCACUCUGAGAUGGACAAAGAGCUCAGCUCAACUACCAGGUCUAAACUAAGGUUUACGGGGAAGGUUCGUCUGUGUCUUGCUCGGUACAGUUACAAUCCUUAUGACGGGCCUAAUGAGCAUCCUGAGGCAGAGCUCCCCCUGGUGGCAGGGAAGUACCUCUACGUUUACGGGACGAUGGAUGAGGAUGGCUUUUAUGAAGGAGAGCUGCUAGAUGGACAGCGGGGACUCGUCCCAUCCAAUUUUGUGGAAUUUGUCCAAGAUGCGGAGACACCCUCUGCCAAACACAGGGACACAUUGGCUAAAGAACCUGGCUACCUCAAUCACAGUAGCCUGGGGCCUCAGAGACUGAAAUUCGGCACAGGAACGGGAACGGGAACGAGCAUAAGCAGCCUGCUGUCGGACAGUAAACUAGACUGUCUAAGCACCAGCAGCUUGGGCAUGGACCUCCUGGGCUCCUCCAGCAACGGGACAGGAACCUUGGAUGUCAGCACUGACGAGGUCGGUGAAGACAUUGUGCCUUACCCCCGCCGCAUCAACCUGAUUAAACAACUGGCCAAGAGUGUGAUUAUUGGCUGGGAUCCUCCUGUGGUCCCACCGGGCUGGGGCUCCAUCAGUGGCUACAAUGUCUUGGUGGAUAAGGAGGUGCGCAUGAGUGUCCCCUACGGGGGCAGGACAAAGUCUCUUCUUGAAAAGCUCAAUCUGGCCACCAACACCUACCGUAUCUCAGUGCAGAGCAUUACGGACCGGGGCCCGUCGGACGAGCUCCGGUGCACUCUGCUUGUGGGAAAGGAUGUGGUGGUGGCACCUUAUUACCUGCGGGUGGACAGCAUCACGCAGGUCUCUGCUGAGCUCUCUUGGAUGCCCAGCAACAGCAACUACAGUCACACCAUCUUCCUCAAUGGUGCAGAGUACGACAUGGUCAAGGCGGGGGGCUAUAAGUACAAGUUCUUCAACCUGAAGUCCAUGACAGUUUACAAGGUGAAGGUUGUGGCGCAGCCGCAUCAGGUGCCUUGGCAGCUUCCGAUGGGUCAAAGGGAAAAGAGGGAAAUCUCUGUGGAGUUCUGCACUCAGCCUACAGUGUGUGUGUUGUGCUCCUCAGGGCCCCCUCUCCCGCCCCAGGAGGUGCAGGUCCAGUGUGGUCAGACGCCGGGGGUCUUGCAGGUCAGAUGGAAGCCGCCCCCUCUGACUUCUUCAGGAACCUCCAACGGUGCCAGUGUGAUUGGCUAUGCCGUGUGCACAAAGGGACAAAAGAUAGCAGAGGUAUUAUACCCCACAGCAGACUAUACGACUGUGGAGUUAAACAGGAUCCAGUGUCUGGAGGCCAGGGAACUCAUUGUAAGGACGUUAUCAACACAAGGAGAGUCCCAGGACUCGCCCGUGGCCAUCAUCCCGCACAAUCUCUUGGGCUCUCCACGCCUCUCCCACCGAACCAUUGCACCUUCCCACACUAUGGUGCUCCCGCAGUCCCAUCCAGUACACUCACAAACCCAUCCUCCUUAUCCGUCAACGUACCCCCUGAAUCAUCCUCAGCCCCAGGUGCAGCCUCUUCCUCGAACCCAGCCCCACACGCUGCCCCACGCACAGCCGCACUCGCAGCCCGUCUGCCAACCCCCUUCUCAUUCCCAGCCUCAUUUCCAGUGCCACCCCAUGCCCAAGUCCAAACCGUUAGUAAGUGCCAGAGAGCCCGAAACCAAAGAGCACGAGGUGGGAUUGCGGACAGCCCAGCCCUGGGAGCGAUCCCCAUCUCCGCUGCCUCACAUGCGUGGACCCAACCUGGAGCCGCCGCACUUCCAGCCACGGCGAUCUCCCUCUCCUCAGAGGAUUCUGCCACAGCCUCAGGGAGUCCCCAUCCCCAACACCAUCGCCAAGGCCAUGGCCAGGGAAGCUGCCCAGAGAGUGUUUGCCGAGGGAAAUCAGGUUGAGAAAAGGAACAUCUUUAGUGAGCGAGGUAACGCCUCGCAUCCACUCAACUCUGACGAGGAGGAGGAUGGCUACGACUCUCCUCAUGCGAGGAGAAGAGGAGCCUCGGUGGAUGAAUUCCUCAGAGGCUCAGAGUUGGGCAGACAACACCAUCAUCCCCACUACAGCCACAGUGAGGAGUACCACACGGAGAGUAGCCGGGGUUCGGACCUGUCCGACAUAAUGGAGGAGGACGAGGAAGAUCUUUACUCUGAGAUGCAACUGGAAGAGGGCCGUAGGCGCAGUAUCAACUCUCACAACACUCUUAAGGCAUAUUACAAGCGUCAGGACUUAGCCGAGGAAAGAGACUGCUGGGACCUCCAGAGGGAGGUGGUGAAGCAGAAGUCGCUCCGCAGCAAGCGUCUCCACAGCAUCCCCGAGGUGGCCGAGGAAGAUUCGGACUGCGUGGACAGCAUGGGCCAGCGCCUGUGUUUCGAAGAGGGCGGCCGGCCGGGAACGCCGCACACUCAGCGGAGAAUGUACCCCCAGGACACCCACAUGCACAACCAUCACACCCCUGGCAAGAACUCCCGCUACCUGCAGCGUCAGCGCUCCUCCCCUCGCUUCACUGAUAGCCGCUACUGCUACAACGCAGACGACCGCAGCUUGGUACGACCCAACCGCCAGAGCACCAAGAGUCCCGACAGUGGUUUAGACUGUGGCAGUGAGGAAGAAGGCUCUCUAGGCCGUGGUUAUCGAGGGUACUAUACUCACGGAAGCCCCAUGCGGGGGCCCGUGCAGGUCAUUCACUGUGAAGGGCCGGUAGAAAGGCGGGCGCUGGCUAUGGGCCGUAAAAGAACUCUGACCCGCCAGUGCAGUAUAGAGGAGGAGUUCUCUGACAGCCCAGGGACUGCAACCAAGUCGGUACACACAGGUGACUUUAGGAACAGGGAGCACUUUGGGCCUGGUCGAGAGGCCGGUCAGCGAAACUACCCCAGGGAAGGGGCCCUGAGCGAGGGCAGGCUCAACGAGCUGGACAGGGUCUAUUACAGUCCCCACAGGGAGGCUAGGGUCCAGUCUUUGUCCAGGCUCAACCGGGACCAGCCGCUGAUCAUUGGGAACUCAGCAUCACAUGGAAGCGCUGAUCGCCUGGAGCACUCAGGGAGGAGGCCGGUUCACAGUGGCAACCCCCCUCAGCAACGGCCCAUCCCAUCCAUUGAGAUCACCAUGGACAGUAACAGUGAGGGGAGUGAGGGGAACCUCUCACCCGUCAAGGAGGAUGUUUACUAUGGCAGUGUAGCUCGGCGCAGGAUAUGGCGAUCUAUGUCCUCAGAGGAUCAAUAUGAAGGGUAUGGCGGUCGCAGGCACGGGCGGGGACGGCGCUCCCCGGAGUACUAUGAGGAGUCUGAGCCGGAGGAGAUGACCCGUGUGUUCGUGGCUCUGUUCGACUAUGACCCCAUGUCCAUGUCUCCCAACCCCGACGCUGCUGAUGAGGAGCUGCCAUUCAAGGAGGGCCAGAUCAUCAAGGUCUUUGGGAAUAAAGACACAGAUGGCUUCUACAGGGCGGAGGUCCGAGAGCGCGUGGGUCUGAUCCCCUGUAACAUGGUCUCUGAGAUCCAAACAGAGGAUGACGCCAUGAUGGACCAGCUCCUCAAACAGGGCUUCCUGCCACUCAACACUCCUGUGGAGAAGUUAGUGAACUGUGACCGUUUCAAAGAUGGCCGCUCAAUAAAUCGCAGGUCCAGAAAGUCCAAGAGAGAGAGGAACAGGCGGAGUGGCCGCCAGCACCCAAUGUCCACACGGAGGAUGGUGGCUCUGUACGACUAUGACCCCCGAGAGAGCUCCCCUAACGUUGAUGUAGAGUAUGAGGGCAACAGACUGAAUGAGGAGGCUGAACUGACUUUCUGUGCUGGUGACGUCAUCACAGUUUUUGGUGAAAUAGAUGAAGAUGGCUUUUACUAUGGCGAGCUCAAUGGGCACAAGGGACUUGUUCCUUCCAACUUUCUAGAAGAAGUGCCUGAUGAUGUAGAGGUUUUUCUCACUGACUCACCAUCUCGAUACCCCCAGGACACUCCUGCACGGAUAAAGACCAAAAGGAAGAAGAGUGUUCAUUUCACACCUUAAAGGCUCUGUUUCCGUCACGUUCCAUUGGAAAAAUCGGGUCCGCCCAGAAGAGCAGGCUCUCCCACAGUGCGUCCACACAUCCCUGGCCGUCUCAUCAGGGCCCCACCGGACAUGUACUCCUCCAAAAAGAAAAAGGGACUGCUCUCCAAAGGGAAGACACUAUUGCAAAGACUCGGCGCUGUAAAAUAAUUUGACAUACUUGGAAAGGGUCAACCACUUCCUUGUAGUGUUAAAAGCAACAAAAAAAAAAAUCUAAAUAUAACAGUGGACAGGUGGCAUUUGAGAGCUUAGCAAAUGCUUUAUAUUCUUGUACAUCUGUUGUCGACUAGAAUAUUUGUAUUUUGUUAACAGUAUCAACUACAUAUUUUCAAUAACAUUUCAUAUUAUGAACCCGCGACCUCGUGGUGUCGACCAAUGUAAUAUCGAGUAUCUUACCGCCAAGUCUCUGAUGUUUUGCUGUAGACCGAGACAAGGCCCGGGGCAUUUUCCUUGUUGCACCUGAUCAAGUCUGAUGGCACUUAGAACACCAGAUGGGGAGUGUGACCAGUGUCUCUGUGUACAGAAUGUCAUUAAAACACUGAGGGAUCAUCAAAUAAACCGUGGGGAGUCCAUUUUGAAUCUGAAGAAAAAGACAGGGCCUGGUAAAGAUCUCAUACAGUCACACAGCCAGCUAGCCACAUAAACUGUACGAGAGGUUUGCAUGCUUUACUUCAGCACAUUCCCUCCCGACCCCUUGAGAGUGCAUGCAAUGUGACGGCUCAGUAUGGAACCUGGAGCAUGCAGCACUUUAAUACAACGUGGCCGACUGGCUGCCCAGUAUACUGUAGUGUAACACAUCAGCAGCAUUAACUCCUACGCCCUAUCUUAAUUGUGAGAGACAAGACAAGCCCCCCCAACAUGCCAGACACCUAAAAAUGUAAGCACAUAUUGUACCUACUACAGGGUCUCUGCGUUAAAAUCAGCCUGAAUGGAAAUAGAUCCAGCCUCUAUGUACUUGCCUUAUAAUCGCACAAUGGUUAGUACUUUUGCCCAGUAGAGCGUGCAGUUCCAUGCCUACUAUUCAUUUAUGUCGGUAAAAUCUGUUUGCAGAUGUUAAUCCUGACUUGUGAUGUGCAGGGUACUGUAUUGUGUGACUGUCCGUGAUUUCAAUAGGACAAGAGCUUACACAUUACAGUCCAAGGCCCCCUGGUGAUGACAAUUUCCAGCUAUAGUAAAGCCCAAUAAAUUAUUUUCAAUCAUAGAAAACAAAGUCAAUAUUCCCUGCAUACUAAUUGUUGAGGCUACUGAGUGAAAGAAGGGACUUUUUUUUUUUAUCUUCAAAAGGUCACUGUUUUUGAUGCCACACUGAUGCACAUCUGAUAUAAAACAAUGACUAACCUCUUUAAAAGAUAACUAUAUUACGUAAACUGAUUCAAAAACCGUUAAUCUAUGCGAUAUAGCUAUUGUAUUGAAUUUGAUUCACAACAUGCAACACUUUUGGGCUUCACUAGAAGACUCAAGGUUUCACUGUUUUCACAGUAGUUAAGAUUGAGACACAAGGCUACCUCUACGCUGCCUCCUCUGCCCUUCUAACCCAAAAUCUUAGAUCAAAAAAAUGUUUCUUCAAGCCAAUCGCUCAUUGUUACUUAUGCCUGUUCAGCAUGUCCCGAGUUAGGAUGGUGCAGGAUACAAGUACUGUACGUGAACACACACACACACACAUUAUACAUAUAUACACACACACACACACACACACACACAAAAACCUUUAUGUAGAGUAGUGAAUGUAUGAUGAAUUGAAAGCCAAUGUAUUGUCAAAGCUGCCCAAAAGAAUUGUGCAGAUGUCCGUCUUUGUGCGUGAAAUGAAACAGUCCACCUUUAUUUCCUCACAUCAUUGUUUUCCAUUUCAUUAUGUAAUUGAAAAGCUAGCCUAUUUUUUGUAAACACAAGAGUUGAACUGAAACUGCCAAAAAAAGAAUGUAUGCAAAACAUUCUGUAAUACUUUCUGUACAAUUGUCGGCCGAACAGCCAUGUUAACCCACAGUACAGUAAACUGAUGUACAUCUUUUCCUAUUUCUGGACCAUGUUUUCAGACAUCGCUUCUAUUCAUUUUGAGUGACUGUUGCUCUUUUUGUACUUUGUCCAUUUGUACAAUUGUUUUUAAAUGUUUAUACUUGAUUUUCAAACUGCCUUUUUUGUACAUUUAAAUUUAUAAUCAAACAGUGCAAGCUUUCCCCAUGGUGUCUUGAAGACCAUAUUGUUUAAAAGUCUGCAAUUGUGUGCUAGCUUUAUGAUAAGAAUUAUCAGCCUAUAUUGAUGGAUACAACUUAUUGUGUGGGUGUGCAUGUGCAAUCUUUUCUAAAAAAACAAAAA
This is a messenger RNA of Etheostoma spectabile (orangethroat darter), 7950 nucleotides long. It is a transcript of the gene rimbp2b, whose product is annotated as RIMS binding protein 2b. The transcript has 29 exons. Bases 1057 to 5598 code for a protein of 1513 amino acids. The record is from RefSeq and is a predicted model, not a curated record. Gene Ontology annotation, biological process: neuromuscular synaptic transmission. Gene Ontology annotation, molecular function: protein binding. Lineage: Eukaryota; Metazoa; Chordata; Actinopteri; Perciformes; Percidae.